AUGACAGCAUCCCGGGAAGAGAAGCUGGCACAGCUGCGCGCUGCACGCGAGAAAGGUGGCAGUGCUGAAGACGUCAAGUCAAAGAACCAGGCAGCUCUCCAGAACCUCAAGGCUAAGCGUGUUGAGGAGUUCACAAACCAGGCCGAGAUGGCAGGCAUGGACCUGAGUGGCCUCGACCCGUCCAUUGCGCAGUUCCUGGGCAAGGGCAUGUCUGCAGAGGAGAUGAUUGCCGCUCGGUCUGCAAAGCGCGCUGAUGGCGCCGCCAAGCGCGGUGCUGCGCCACCGCCGCCGCCCAAGAAGUAGAGCCG
Salpingoeca rosetta is the source of this 308-nucleotide messenger RNA. RefSeq lists its product as uncharacterized. The transcript is spliced from 3 exons. The record is from RefSeq and is a predicted model, not a curated record. NCBI's taxonomy places the organism in Eukaryota, Choanoflagellata, Craspedida, Salpingoecidae. The coding region runs from base 1 to 303 and encodes 100 amino acids.